Messenger RNA from Brassica oleracea var. oleracea, 2043 nucleotides. RefSeq names its product L-type lectin-domain containing receptor kinase S.4-like. The record is from RefSeq and is a predicted model, not a curated record. The coding region runs from base 1 to 2043 and encodes 680 amino acids. Lineage: Eukaryota; Viridiplantae; Streptophyta; Magnoliopsida; Brassicales; Brassicaceae. The transcript is spliced from 2 exons. Gene Ontology annotation, biological process: protein phosphorylation. Gene Ontology annotation, molecular function: carbohydrate binding; protein kinase activity; ATP binding. Gene Ontology annotation, cellular component: plasma membrane.
AUGGAGACCUUAGUCUUCAGCUGGCUACUCUUCAUCUGCUUCACACACUUGGCUUCAUCUACAACCCAAGACUUCUCUUUCAUUGGCUUCAAAAACGCCUCUCCAAAUCUAAUAUUGUCCGGAGUUGCGGGGAUAGCCGACACAGGAGCUCUCAGGCUCACAACAGACACAAGUCGCAUGACCGGUCACGCCUUCUACUCCUCACCAAUCCGGUUCAAGCCACCCGGUCAAAACCGAACUCUCUCCUUCUCCACCUCUUUUGUAAUAGUCAUGGUUCCAGAGUACGUCACGCUUGGAGGCCACGGACUUGCCUUCGCCAUCACGUCAACUCCAGAUCUCCAAAAUUCUCUUCCUAGCCAGUACUUCGGCCUUUUGAAUUCAAGCCGAGCUAACUUCUCUAGCAACUUCUUAGCUGUGGAGUUUGAUACCGUCAGAGACUUGGACUUCGAUGAUAUCAAUGAUAACCACGUUGGCAUCGAUAUAAACACUCUUGAAUCAAGUACUUCAACUCCAGCUGGCUAUUUUCUACCUAACACAACCAAAAAGGAGCUUUUCUUAGACAGUGGUCGAGUGUUUCAAGCUUGGGUUGAUUAUGAUUCAGACAAGAAAAAGUUAGAUGUUAAGCUCUCUCCAUUGUCCGAGAAACCAAAGUUGUCUCUCCUCUCUUACAAUGUAGAUCUGUCCUCUGUCUUUGGAGAUGAGAUGUAUGUUGGUUUCUCUGCUUCCACCGGUAUGCUAGCUAGUUCUCAUUACAUCUUGGGUUGGAACUUUAACAUGAGUGGAGAAGCUUUGUCUCUGUCUUUACCAUCUCUCCCUCGGCCUCCACGUCCUAUCAAGAAGAAGAGCCCUGGCUUGAUCCUUGGAGUGUAUCUCUCGUGUUCGCUUUUGAUCAUCACGGUUCUUGUCGCUGCAGCGAUGUUUUUUAUAAAAAGGGCAAAAGAUGAUGAUAGAGUUGAAGAGUGGGAGCUUGAGUUUGGUCCGCAUAGAUUUGCUUAUAGAGAGUUGAAGAAAGCUACUAAUGGUUUUGGGGACAAGGAGCUUCUCGGGUCUGGUGGAUUUGGGAAAGUAUACAAAGGAAAGCUUCAAGAUUCAGACGAGUUUGUAGCCGUCAAGAGAAUCUCUCACGAGUCAAGACAAGGUGUGCGAGAGUUCAUGUCUGAGGUCUCCAGCAUUGGUCACCUCAGGCAUAGGAACCUUGUUCAGUUACUAGGUUGGUGUCGAAGGAGACAAGAUCUGCUUCUGGUAUAUGAUUACAUGCCUAAUGGAAGCUUAGACAUGUACUUGUUCCACGAAAACCCUAAAGUUAUCUUAACGUGGAAGCAACGUUUCAAAAUUAUCAAAGGGGUUGCUUCUGGCUUACUCUACCUUCAUGAAGGAUGGGAGCAAACGGUUAUUCACCGUGACAUUAAAGCCGCAAACGUUUUGUUAGACGGUGAAAUGAACGGGCGGGUUGGAGAUUUCGGUCUUGCUAAGCUAUAUGAGCAUGGAUCGAAUCCGGGAGCUACAAGAGUGGUUGGUACGUUUGGGUACUUAGCACCAGAACUUACUAAAUCAGGAAAGUUAACAACAAGCACUGAUGUUUAUGCGUUUGGUGCGGUUCUCUUAGAAGUAACUUGUGGUAGAAGACCUAUAGAGACAAACGCGUUACCGGAAGAGCUUAUAAUGGUUGAUUGGAUUUGGUCAAGGUGGCAAAGUGGAGACAUUAGAGAUGUUGUGGACAGGAGAUUGAACGGUGAGUUUGAUGAGGAGGAAGUGGUUAUGGUUAUCAAACUAGGGCUUCUAUGUUCUAACAACUCCCCUGAGGUUAGGCCUACGAUGAGACAAGUGGUUAUGUAUCUAGAGAAGCAGCAUCCGUCCCCGGAAGUUGUCCCUGCGCCGGAUUUUUUAGAUAAGAAUGAUAGCAUGUGUGUUGAUGAUGGAAGUGGUAAUGUUGGAGAGUUUGAGGAUUUUGUGGAUUCAGCUAGGUUUUUAAGUAGACCGCAUGAGACUACUACUUCGUCUAUAUUCUCAUCCGCCGAUAAAACUAAAACCGAUCGGAGAUGA